GGUCUUGAAAGAAAAUGGAGGACAGAAUCGCACAAGAGUUGGAACAAGUCACACAAAUUGUGUUGGCUCCCCCAAACAUUGUGACGCCAGAAGAACGCCAUGCAGCAGAAAAUGUUAUUCUGGACUUUAGGAAGACAAAGAUGCCGUACAAACUAUGCAGACACAUUCUUGAAAACAGCAAGUGUGACUAUGUGCUGUUCCAAGCAGCUACUACCAUUAAGGAGGCUGUCAUUAGAGAAUGGUCCAUUCUCAGCUCAGAAGAUGUCGAGUCCUUACGCUCAUUCUUAUUGAGGUUCAUCACUCAAAAUAUAACGAUCCAGAGCUACGUCAGGGAGCAGAUCCUGCAGACUGUGGCUGUGAUACUCAAGCGAGGAACUCUUGAAGACUUAAAGGGUGCCAGCAGGAACAGUCUCUUCCAGGAUGUCACUCAGCUUGUCAGUAGUGGCAACGUCACCAUGCAACUGGUAGCUUGCUCCAUGCUGACAGCCUUGCUGAAUGAGUACUCCAGCUCCAGCAGAACUAGCAGCGUGGGAUUUACCUGGGAGUUUCACACUCGUUGCAAGCGGGCAUUUGAGGAGUCAGAUCUAAAGAGGGUACUGCUCUUUGCACUACAAGUACUGAAUGAGUUAGAAAAACAGGCAAGUCCUCUCCCUCGAGAGGCCAUGGCUGUCCUCAACCGAAUGUUAUCCAUCUCGGAGCAAGUUCUCUGCUGGGAGUUUGUACCCAAAGCUGCCAGAAGACAUGUUGGAUCUUUUGAGAUGAAUCAGAACAUUCCAUUAAAGCCUAAUGAAAAGUGGCGAGAUACAUUAAUGGACAAGACAGUAUUAAUUCUGUUCUUUAAGAUCCACAGGAAAGUGAGACACAAUUCAGAGAUGGCCCACCACUCAACGCAGUGUCUGACACAGCUUGCCUCACUCAACGGGUAUAUCUUUGUUGAUGAUAAAGCACGAUGUGAAUACCUAGCUACUUUUAUAGAUGGAUUUUUACAACUAAUCACAAGCAUUGACCUCCAGGACUAUGAAAACCUCGGUGUAGCCACAAUCUACAAAAACCUGGUGAUGCAGUUCCCAAUGGCCUCUAUGUUGGCUUUGCCACAGGAAAUGUUUGACCAGUUUUUGGAGCAGCUGACUAGACUAACCUGCACUAUGGGUCAAGGGGCAGCUCUAGAGGAGGCAUACCACAAAGAUGACACUAUCCACAUGGAGGCUUAUGAGAAGAUGCUGGAGACCUGGAUGGAGCUUAUCUCCAAAAUGAAGGAUGUUUCCCUGGACAAAUUAAAACCACAGACACAACAAGUGUUCAACUCCUAUAUACAGUGUCACAUUAGUGCCCCUGACGGUACCAGGACACAGGAAGGAAGGGAUUCUGUGUCAGAAGAAGAUGAGAUUGACAGUGUAGAAGAAGAUGAUCGUGAAAGGUUCUCGGACCAGCUCUGUAGUAUUGGUGUAUUUGGGCGGAUGGUAGCAGGACACAGCAUCCCCAGUCUCUGUCGGUUGCUGGAGGAUCGAGUUGCUAGGCUACAUGGUCAACUACAGAGACUACAGCAUCAGCAGCAUUCAAUGUCACAUACACAACCCCCUCCUAUGGACCCUCACCUCACCAUGUUGUAUGAGGAUAUACACUGGAUCCUCUUAGUCACCACCUAUGUGUUAACAGAGGAAUCCGAGGGAGAGACUCCUAUGAUACCAUCUGACAUCAUGGAGUAUUCCAUUAGCCAGUCAAAGACCGUAGACAUCCCUACAACACUCAAGGUCCUCGCAUCCCCAGGGGAGAGGGCAGACAGCAUUCCAAGGGCAGACCUAAACACAGACUCUGUUGUCCGGUUGGUCUCCUCAGUAUUACGCCUCUGUGAGGUGGAGAAGCGUGCACUACAAGCCAAGAUGGCAGGCUCUCUCAGUCCACAGGUUAGCGCCAGUAUCAUGUGGUUUCUACGGCGAUGGUCACUGUGCUACCUGCUGCCAGACGAGAACUACUACUCACAGGUGAGCCCGGCCAUUUUAUCUGCGUUUGGACGCGACUCAGAAGGUGCUCAGUGGACGAUACAGUUCCUCCUAGAGAAGAUCCUCAGUAACUUGUCCUGUUGGUUUGGGGAGGACGGCAUACUAGAGGAUACAUUGUCUCUCCUCAACUCUUUUGUAGACAACAGAUUCAGAGCUGGAUAUGUAACAAAAUGCAAUUUAUGGUGGACGUUAGCCAAGCAGGAAGCCGAGCACAAGCCUCCUCUGAGUCUGCUGCCAUUCUCCUGUAAGCGAAUGCUACUCCGGUCCCUGGUACAGGCAGGUUCAGGGGUCGAGGAGAGUUGGAAGGAACAGUACUGGGCCUGUGUGCUAACUUCCAUACAUACAAGGUUUUACGAGACAGUAUGCCAUGAAAAUUUUGCCAAGAUGUCAUAUGUGUCCAAUAUGAAGGAUAGAAUUAUAGACCUGCUGGAGUGUCUGUGUGGUAUUGCUCAGGGCACACGCAUUGACAACAUGGAACGUAUCUUCACCUUCUUCCAUCCUCUCAUGGCAGACUCUGUGAAACUUCUAGAUGUGUAUCACGGUUAUGAAGAUGUUGUCCAGCUGGUGAUUAAGUUUUUCUCCGAGGCCGUGCAGGCAAUGCUUUGCUAUUUGGGUGAGAGAGAUUCCAAGAAAAUGUAUGAACUUUGCCUGUCAUUGACACAGACAUAUUCAAAGCACAAUAUUGGUAAGCGUGUAUCUAAUGCCAGUGAAGAGGAGGAGGAUCGGUACAAUGACAUCAUGUUGGUGAUGGAGAUGCUAACCAACCUUUUGUCCAAGGACUUCAUUGACUUCAGUGACCCAGAUGAUGAUUGCGUGCCCGGAGACAAGGUGGAAGCAUCAGAUGUGGCUCUAUAUGGACUUAACACUGUGAUACCCCUGAUGAACGCCGACUUGCUCAAGUACCCAACCCUGUGUUCUCAGUACUUCAAACUGGUAGCAUUCCUUGCUGAGCUACACCCAGAGAAGUUUGCAAGUAUUCCAGAAGAUAUGUUCAAAAACCUGGUGGCAUCUGUCGACCUGGGAUUUUCAUCGUAUCCUUUACUUAUGUUAACAUUCAAUAGUCAGUGUGAGAGAGACAAGAACAUGUGUCACUUCCUCAAGUCUGUGUUCAAUAUGCUGUUUUUGGAGACAUUUAACAUGGACCUAUUAGAGACUGCCAGUACAGGACUUUUCUGUCUCAUAUGUUGUCACCAGGAGCAGUACAGAGAGUUAGUGAACCAGUUACUCCAGACCCAAUCAGAUCCCACCUACAAGCAGCGCCUCCUGGAGGCCUUCAACAACCUUACUCCACCCACGCUUACCAUGAGCAUCAACCGCCAGAGCAAGAUUGCGUUCAUGCAUAACUUUGAUCAAUUUCUCACCAAUGUGCGAGGAUUUCUAUGUGUCAAAUAGUGUAGGUCUAAAUAUGACAGAUUUUCUUUGUGUCAAAUAGUGUAUGAAUAUGACAGUUUUUAUAUGUGUCAAACAAUGUAGGUCUAAAUGUGUUGGUAUCUCUGAGGUACAACAGUGGGGAUAUACGUAUAUGUUGGGACAAAGUCUAAUAAUUAUUUUGAUAGAAUCAGAGGUAAAAACUGUUAUUUUCCAAGGUCAUGACCUGUGAACUGAUUGACAAGUCAUAGAUGUAUAUAUUGAAAUCAGAAGUAUUACAGGUCUAUAGACCCUUCACUGAUGGAAAUAAACAAUCUGUAUCAGUUGUGUGUGUUCCACUUGUUAUGGACUUCAAAUUUCUGCCAAGGGAUAUUGGGAGACAUUGAAAAGGGACAUUACUUUGUUUGCAUGACACAAUGUACUUAAGAUGUAGGAAGAGUUUCAUAAGUGAUUUAUAUUCCAUGACAUGGAGAUGACAAUUCUCUUACACUGAUUAUACAACUCUCUCAUUCAGUAUAUCUUCCUAACCGAAGAGUAAACAAGAUGAAAGAUUGAAAUGAAGUUCAGUGUUGCCUGUAUGGAACAGUGUUCUCGUCCGUUUCCCUGGUAGACGUGCCAAUGAUGACUGGUAACUGGUAACUAGUAACAGCCAUCAGUAGAUACAUACUGUGCUCUGUGUGUAUUUGUAUACACACUCAACUUAAAGCAUGGUGCCACCUAUUUGGUGGUAUACUUUACCAUAUAAUUUGUGUGUUAUGUACUAGAACAUCUUGCUGUCAAAUUUCGGUCAUUGCAACUGUGUUUAAGAAUUGCAGGAAAUGAACAUCAAGGGUAUUUCUGAGAACCAGAUUUUUUUGGUUGAAAAUACUAUGUCAGAUGUGUAUUGAGAUUCAUCUACUCUUGAUUACAUAAAACCCAGGAUAGGGAGCAGUACCAUUGUAUUACAAGUAUAAAAUAUAGUUCAUUUUUCAGAGUAAAACUGAUUCAAGGUUGUUUUUCAUACUUUGACCUAUAGAUGUGUGAAAGACACAGGCAAAUUCGAGUACAUGUAUCAGUAAAGUUGUUACAGCAUGUAGUUACACUUAUAUAUCAGCGAACGAUUGGGGGGACAAUAUAAAGUAUUUCCUAGUGAACUGUUUCCUAUGUGAUAUGUAUGUAAGUUAUAAUUUUAAUGUCAAAGCUUUAAAAGAUUGAGAGGUUUACUGAAGUCAUACAAUACAAAAAUGAAAACACAACUCUGUAAGAAACUCUUAUUUCAUGGUACAUCGUAUUAUUGUCAGAAAAUAGUUAUCUUGACAUCACAAUGGCUUGACGUGUCAUACGCGCCUGAAUUUGGUGAUUUAUAAAAAUAGUGAAUGUAUGAGUAUAUCUUAGAGAUUACCCUUCUGCACAUAGUCUGCAAUGUCUAUCUCCUUUCAAAACUUUUUUUUAUGGCUAGAGGUUGUUUAUCACGGCCCUAUCAUAGUAAUUGUAAAAGGAGAUAGGUAUUUCAGACUGCUCUGUACCUGGGAUUUACUAUUGUGAAUAAAAACAAAACCAUCAUAACUACUACUAACACUCCUAGAGGGACACUUAUCAGGCUGAGGGCAGGUUCAUGUGGUAUGUUUCAAAGCUUAUAGAUGCACAAAUGUCGGGCAGCUACAUUCCUUUCCCAAAAUGCUCCUAAUCAGGUUAGCACUUAAGCACAAGUUAGCUUUAGUGAUGUGUCAUAUAUAAUACUGGAUGUUUGUAUGACACUGUAGAUGAUGUAUGAAAAAUUAGGUUGUAUUUUGUAUGUCAGUACUUGACAAUGAGAUCAAAAUACUCUUAAAUUAACAGAUGACAUUACUGUAAUUUGUUUCGUAUAACUUCCUUGUAUAUACAGGAUGCUGUAAUAUUUAUUUGACUUCCUUGUGUAUACAGGAUGCUGUAAUAUUUAUUUGACUCCCAUGUUUUGUUGUUUGUGUUACUGUUAAUGUUAAUAUUAAUGUAAGGCGGGUCUCCAGUACUGAGGAGUACAUUGGUUGGAUCAUGUAUUUUAUCAAUGUUAAAUGAACUCAUAAGUUUUAAAGAGUUAUCAGCAGGAUCAUGUAACCAGUACUUUUUUAAUGAAACUCCUGAUUUUGAACAGAAUUGGUGGGAUCAUGCAAUUGUUCAGUGUUUAGUGAACUCUGGUAUUGACGUGAACUCUUGGUUUUGAAAGUAAUUGGCGGUAUAAUGUAUUCUGUGGUUCCAAGAGGGAACUACAGGUUUUGAAGAGUAAAUGGUGAAUUGGUUGUACAAGGUUUAACGUCCCCUUCAAACCCUGUAAAACCAACCCACCAUUUUACUCUUCAAAGUGGCAAGAUUACGUAAUCUGCUUUCUUUGAAUUAGCUCUGGGAUUGGGGAGCAAUUAAAUGGAUCAUAUAUUCUCUAGUUGGUGAACUCUGGGAUUUGAAAUGGUUGUUGAGUGUAUGUCUCAGUGUGGUGAUUGUGGACGAGUGAGUAGCCUGUGACAUCAGAUUGUGGAUGAGUGAGUAGCCUGUGACAUCAGAUUGUGAACUAGUGAGUAGCAUGUGACAUCAGAUUGUGAACUAGUGAGUAGCCUGCGACAUCAGAUUGUGAACUAGUGAGUAGCCUGUGACAUCAGA
Molecule: messenger RNA, 5978 nt
Organism: Mizuhopecten yessoensis (Yesso scallop)
Lineage: Eukaryota; Metazoa; Mollusca; Bivalvia; Pectinida; Pectinidae
Product: exportin-4-like
Exons: 25
Coding region: 15-3392 (1125 amino acids)
Biological process (GO): protein export from nucleus
Cellular component (GO): nuclear pore; cytoplasm
Molecular function (GO): nuclear export signal receptor activity; small GTPase binding
Source: RefSeq, a predicted model, not a curated record